Messenger RNA from Populus trichocarpa (black cottonwood), 2083 nucleotides. RefSeq names its product S-type anion channel SLAH2-like. Gene Ontology annotation, biological process: transmembrane transport; intracellular monoatomic ion homeostasis. NCBI's taxonomy places the organism in Eukaryota, Viridiplantae, Streptophyta, Magnoliopsida, Malpighiales, Salicaceae. Gene Ontology annotation, cellular component: membrane. The record is from RefSeq and is a predicted model, not a curated record. Gene Ontology annotation, molecular function: voltage-gated monoatomic anion channel activity.
ACCUUUUAUGAUGGAAAACAACAGAAAUGUAGAUUUAGAGAAGCAGAUUUUUCCAGAAGCACUUCCUGCGCUCAUCCAAUACAUCUCAUCAAAGGAAGUGGAUAGCUUUGAUGGCUUUUAACUAAAUAAAAUCUUGAACAAUCAGCUUCAACCAAGUGAUUCUCAAACUUUUAGUUCAUCAGCUAUGGGAAGUGAUACUGCAGCCUUUGAGAACCAAACUGAUGAAUCUCAAUCCAUCCACCUUCAAAGGAAGCAUUCUGUUUCCAUCAGCUUGCCAACUUCUCCCAUAGCAGAAAGCUCAAAGAAGGCAAAAAAGGUCCUUUUCAAAGAAGAUGGCGAAAAAACCUUUGUUUAUGGAAAUCCAGAUUCUUCUGCUGCAUCUAAAAUUGUCGAUACACCACCUAAGCAAGUUAAAUUCCACUCUCAACCAAUGGCUAAGGGAACUGCUGCAUUUGAGGUUGCACUUGACUUUCCAAACCAUCCUAAUAACCAUCCCAGCUUGAAAAAGUUAAAGGAUAAAACAUAUGAUUCUUUCAAAACAUGGUCUGGGAAACUUGGGAGGCAGACAACAAAUUUACGUGUGAGGCCGCGAGAAGAUUCAACAGAGAAGACUGCUGGCCCAAAAGCAGAGAAAGAUGCUUUACCUGUAGACCGAUACUUUGACGCGUUGGAAGGGCCUGAGUUGGAAACUCUUAGGCCUUCGGAACAAAUAGUGCUACCAGAUGAUAAUACAUGGCCAUUUCUUCUCCGUUUUCCCAUCUCUUCGUUCGGUAUCUGCCUUGGGGUUAGCAGCCAAACAAUAAUGUAAACCCUGGCCACCUCUGCCUCCACAAAAUUUCUCCACAUAAGCAUCGACGUAAAUCUUGUCCUCUGGUGCAUCGCUGUUGCUCUUGUAGUCAUCAUUGGUUCCAUAUACCUUCUGAAAAUGAUUCUCUACUUUGAAGCAGUUCGUCGUGAGUACUACCACCCAAUCCGAGUGAACUUCUUUUUUGCACCAUGGAUAGCUCUGCUAUUCUUGGCUAUUGGAAUGCCUCCUUCCCUUGCCGAAGACCUGCAUGCAGCGCUUUGGUAUGUUCUCAUGACUCCAUUCCUCAUUUUGGAGCUUAAAAUAUAUGGACAGUGGAUGUUGUUAGGAUAUUGCCAUUUAAUGUCAGGAGGACAGAGAAGGCUUUCGAAGGUGGCAAAUCCUACAAACCAUCUGUCGAUUGUUGGGAACUUUGUGGGGGCACUGUUGGGUGCAUCGAUGGGAUUAAAAGAAGGGCCUAUAUUCUUCUUUGCAGUCGGUUUGGCUCACUAUACAGUCCUAUUUGUAACUUUGUACCAGAGACUUCCGACAAAUGAGACAAUCCCCGAGGAGCUCCAUCCAGUUUUCUUUCUGUUUGUUGCAGCUCCAAGUGUUGCUUCUAUGGCAUGGGCAAAUAUUCAAGGUUCAUUUGAUCAUGGAUCACGGAUUCCUUACUUCAUUGCCCUGUUCCUUUAUUUAUCAUUGGCAGUCCGUGUUAAUUUUUUCCGAGGAUUCAAGUUUUCAUUGUCAUGGUGGGCAUACACUUUCCCGAUGACCGGCGCUGCCAUUGCGACCAUCAGGUACUCGAAUGAAGUCACGAAUGUAGUCACCCAAGUUCUUGCCGUCAUAUUCUCUACUGUUUCCACACUCACUGUAUCGGCUCUCCUUGUAUCGACAAUAGUGCACGCAUUCGUACUCCAGGACCUCUUCCCUAAUGACAUUGCCAUCGCUAUCAGCAACAGGAAACCAAGACAGCAUCACCAAAGGAAGUGGUUCCAUCUAAGACGUGGAAGCUCGGUUGAAAAAGAGAUUGAACAUUACUUAAAGUUCACAAACUCAGAUGGUAAGGAUAUAGAAUCUUCUCUAGACCCCACCACUUCUAGCUCAGAUAGUAGUCAUUGAGUUUAGGUAAGUUUAUGUAAUGCCCAUCACAGUGAGGCUUAUGUUUCGCUUCCUUAGCAGGUCCUUUGCCAUUUUCUGAAUCUUCAGCCUAGUCAUGUAAGAAACUCAUAAUCUAGCAGUUAUGACAGUUUCAAUGAGCAUGAUCAAUCAGAGAGGAAAUGAAGAUUUAUGCAGUAA